Messenger RNA from Zingiber officinale, 524 nucleotides. RefSeq lists its product as uncharacterized. The coding region runs from base 1 to 345 and encodes 114 amino acids. Lineage: Eukaryota; Viridiplantae; Streptophyta; Magnoliopsida; Zingiberales; Zingiberaceae. The transcript has 4 exons. The record is from RefSeq and is a predicted model, not a curated record.
AUGGAUGAACAAGAGUCAGAAUCUUCUUUCGACAAUGAGGAAAUGGUGAUGAUGAGUAGUGAAGGUGCCUUAAAUAAGAAGUGGUCGCGGGGGAAAAGAGGGGAAGGGAGCGGUUUCAUCGGCAAAGGGUGGAAGCAGGUCGCGAAUCGUGUCGGGCAGGGGGAAAGAAGAAGGGUGCACAUCUUUUGGCAAAGCAGAGCUCAGGGAAGGCAAAUAAUCUUCCCUUUUGUAGGCUUUGCGAUGCAUUCUUGUGAGGUUUUGCAGAUGACGAUGAUUGCCUUCCUCCUUGAGCUCGGUAAAGGAAGUGGUAUUGGGAUGGUGAUAGAGGACAUGAAGAUGGAGUGACCCAGAGGAGGAGAUGGAAAGCAAGUCACACUAUCUAGGGCCGCUAUGCAUGAUAUUCAAUUGGAACCUUUGAUUGUAUUGUGAUUAAGAGUUUUAGCUUAAAUAUAUAAAAAAACUGAGGUUGUUAUUGUUAUGUCCAAGUUACAAAUCAUAUAGUCGGAAUGUUUCAAUUGGUAUCA